Molecule: messenger RNA, 1024 nt
Organism: Sorghum bicolor (sorghum)
Lineage: Eukaryota; Viridiplantae; Streptophyta; Magnoliopsida; Poales; Poaceae
Product: endo-1,3;1,4-beta-D-glucanase
Exons: 7
Coding region: 103-822 (239 amino acids)
Molecular function (GO): hydrolase activity
Source: RefSeq, a predicted model, not a curated record
UAUCAAUAAACUACUGUAUGUAUAUCCCAUCGUCCCGAGAGGCCGAGACAGCAUCCAUCCACAAACAAAACUAAACAAAGAACUGUGUGACUGUGUGAGAGCAUGGCAACAAGCUCGCACUGCUUUGAGAACCCGCCGGCGCUGGAGCCGGCCAGCGGAGGAGGCGAGGUCGUUGACGACUUCGGCGGGCAGAAGGCAUACAUCACCGGCUCCGCCGGGUCCAAGGCGGCCGUCGUCCUCAUCUCCGACGCCUUCGGUUUUGAAGCGCCAAACCUGAGGAAGAUAGCCGACCAAGUUGCUUCGUCCGGUUACUUUGUUGUGGUGCCCGAUUUCCUGCAUGGGGAUCCAUAUGACCUCAGCAGCAGCAAUCCUGGAAUGUGGAUACAGGCUCAUAAUCCGCAAAAUGCAUUUAAAGAGGCAAAACCAGUAAUUGCUGCAAUAAAGGAGAAGGGAGUGUCGAGAAUUGGAGCUGCAGGUUAUUGUUGGGGAGCAAAGGUGGUUGUGGAACUGGCGAAAGUUCACGAGAUCCAGGCUGCUGUAUUGUUGCACCCUUCUUUACUAACUGACGAUGAUAUCAAAGAGGUCAAAUGUCCCAUUUCCAUACUUGGAGCUGAAAUCGAUAGGUCAUCCCCGCCUGAAUUGUUAAAGCAGUUCGGGCAAAUUCUUUCAGCUAACUCUGAGAUCGAUCACUUUGUCAAAAUUUUCCCUGGCGUGGCGCAUGGAUGGGCUGUGAGAUACAGCGACGAUGAUGCAUCCGCUGUCGCAAGUGCGAAGGAAGCUCUGCAAGACAUGAGCCACUGGUUCAAUAAGUACCUGGACUGAAACCUGUAGCGGCAGUUCUCCAUGUAAUAAGCUCCUGAUAUGAACAUUAUGCAACCAUAAUGUAUUUCUAUUUUAUACAGUUGAACUUCUGCUUGCGUAUGCGUGCUAUGUAUUUUAGCAGUCCACUUGAUUGUGGUAUUUAUACUAUGUAAGGAAUAUGGCCUCUUAUAAUGCCACUUUUAUAGUAAUUUUUGUUAUUGAA